AUGAAUAUGUUUUUUAACAAAUUUAUAAAAAGCACAAAAGAAGAUAAAGGAGGAGAAGCAAAAAAGAAAAUUUGUUGUGUUUGUUUAGAAACGAAAAAAUUAAGAGACGAGUGUAUCAUAAAUUUGGGUGAAGAUCAGUGUAAAAAGUUUAUUGAUGAUCACAAUCAGUGUUUGAGGAAAGAAGGAUUCGAUGUAAAAUAA
Plasmodium malariae is the source of this 201-nucleotide messenger RNA. It is a transcript of the gene COX17, whose product is annotated as cytochrome c oxidase copper chaperone, putative. NCBI's taxonomy places the organism in Eukaryota, Apicomplexa, Aconoidasida, Haemosporida, Plasmodiidae. Gene Ontology annotation, molecular function: copper chaperone activity; copper ion binding. The record is from RefSeq and is a predicted model, not a curated record. The coding region runs from base 1 to 201 and encodes 66 amino acids. The transcript has a single exon. Gene Ontology annotation, cellular component: mitochondrial intermembrane space.